This is a messenger RNA of Galeopterus variegatus (Sunda flying lemur), 3272 nucleotides long. It is a transcript of the gene CLIC6, whose product is annotated as chloride intracellular channel 6. The record is from RefSeq and is a predicted model, not a curated record. The coding region runs from base 1 to 1461 and encodes 486 amino acids. Gene Ontology annotation, cellular component: plasma membrane. NCBI's taxonomy places the organism in Eukaryota, Metazoa, Chordata, Mammalia, Dermoptera, Cynocephalidae. The transcript is spliced from 8 exons. Gene Ontology annotation, molecular function: D2 dopamine receptor binding; D3 dopamine receptor binding; D4 dopamine receptor binding.
AUGCCUGGAGAGGCAGCCCCGCCAUGCACGACAGAGCCCAUCUCUGGUCAGAGCAGCUCACCUGGCUCCUUCAGCUUCUAUAUUCGGGGCCUCUGGAACCUCCCGGGGGGCCCUGCAGAUAUUGGGAGUCAGCCAGCAUGUCACUCCAGGGGUAAGGGCGAUGGAGUUGGCACCAAGGACGUCUGGUCACCCCCAGGACAGCGGACAGAGCGUCGGGCACUUCAAAGGGCGCAGGAGCGAAGCAGCCCUCCUCGCGGUGCCUGGCUCCUCCGCGGCCCGCGCGUCGAGAUCAGGGUCUGGGUGGGAAGCAAACGCGCAAUCAGCGAGAAGCACGAGCGGUGGAGGAAAAGUCCAGAGAGCUUAAGCCAGAAGGAAGCGGGGCAGCGUCUCGAGCACAAGCAGAUUUUGCCCUGCACGUCCAGCGCGCCGCUCCGGUGCCCCGGAGAAACCUUCGUCACCGGAGCCCGGAGGGGCGCGGCCGCGGACGCCGCGGAGGAGGCGGGGAGCCCGGAGAAAGAGGGGUCCCAGGAAGCGGUCCCCGGGGACGCUGAGGCAGACGCUGGCGAGGACGGGGAACGGGGCGGGCCCCAGGAGGAGGCGGAGAAGGCAGAGGAGAUAGGAGAGCCGGGCCCGGAGGGGCCGAGCGAGGAAGCCGCAGCCUUCCUCGGGGACAAGGAGGACAAGGAGGAGCCCCCCGACGGCAGCCCCCGUGCGGAGGCGGCUGUGUCCAGCGGGGCCGCGGAGCCGCAGGCCGGGCUCAGCAACCACCUGGCGGAGGAGCUCAGCGCCGAGGGCGGCGACGAUUCGGCGCGAGUGAACGGCCGCGGGGAGGACGGAGAGGCGUCCGAGGAGGGGGCCCCGGGGCAGGAGCACGACAUCACCCUCUUCGUCAAGGCUGGUUAUGAUGGUGAGAGUAUUGGAAAUUGCCCAUUUUCUCAGCGUCUCUUUAUGAUUCUCUGGCUAAAGGGCGUUAUAUUUAAUGUAACAACAGUGGACCUGAAAAGGUACCCUAAGCUGGGGACCCAACAUCCUGAAUCUAACUCUGCAGGAAAUGAUGUGUUUGCCAAAUUCUCAGCAUUUAUAAAAAACACCAAGAAGGAUGCCAACGAGAUUUAUGAAAAGAACCUGCUAAGGGCCCUGAAGAAGCUGGACAACUAUUUAAAUAGCCCUCUCCCUCUGCCUGAUGAAGUAGACACCUACAGCACCGAGGAUGUCACCAUUUCUGGAAGGAAGUUCCUGGAUGGGAAUGAGCUGACGCUGGCUGACUGCAACCUCUUACCCAAGCUCCAUAUUAUUAAGAUCGUGGCCAAGAAAUACAGAGAUUUUGAAUUUCCUUCUGAAAUGACUGGCAUCUGGAGAUACUUGAACAACGCCUAUGCUAGGGAUGAGUUCACAAACACAUGUCCAGCUGACCAGGAGAUUGAACACGCAUAUUCAGAUGUUGCAAAAAGAAUGAAGUGAAGCUGGGGUGUUUUCUGUCUUAUUUCUCAGUUGAAUGAGCUAGGCUACAAAAAGAGUAUGUUCUAUGAAUUUCCCUCCAAAGACCAUCCAUUCUUUGCAAAAUAAUGCCCAUGGCUUUUCAUUCAAAGCUAUGGUCUUGUAAUUUGUCAAAUCUCUUGCGUAUGGAAUAUUCCAGUGUCUGUUAUACACACCAAUUAUCUAGUUUAUGUUAUGUUAAUUUAUAUCAUUGACAUUCAUUGACAUUGUAAUCUAUGAUAUUUAGGGCAUGUAUUUUGCAGUCUCAGUUUCAAAGCAAAUUAAGUUUGGGUUCAAUUCCUUCCAUUUUAAAUAAAUUGGUCUGUCUGAUAGUUUUCAUAAUCACAUAUAGCUUAUUUUUCUCCUCUAAAAUAUUAGUUUAAAUUUUUUCAAAAUGAAAGUACUAUUUUUAUAAUUACAAAAUAAUACAUGCCUGUUUUAAUAUUUAAAAAGGUAUCAGAAAGCAUAAAGAAGGAAAUCAAAAAAUCACCUUAAAUUUCACUCCACUUAGGUAGCUUAUUGGUGAACAUUUUCCAACUCUUCGGUCUCUCAGACACACACAUUCACACCACACACUAUUUCAUUCAUAUAUGGUAUCAUGUUUAUUUCAAAGGACUGGUAAGGGGACCUCUUGGUAGUGCCUUGAUGAUUAUCUAUAGAGGUCCUAGAACAAACAAAAAGAUUUGGUGCUGCAGAGCUAGAAAGGAUGCUCGAAAUCAGGAUUUAAAGAGGUGGGAGAUUGUACAGUUCAUAGGCCUGCAGGGACCAGCAGAAACCUCUGAUUCCAGAAAAGGCAAAGGAGGAGAGUGCUUCUCUGUGUCUUUGGUUCCAGCUUCCUUUCCUUCUCUUGCCCCCUCCCCUCUCACAGACUCUUAAUAUCAGCCGCAACUUGGAGAAUCACCCUGCCUGGUGCUGAAAUGCGAGCCAUGCACACUUUGAGUCCUUCUAAGACCCAGCACUGCACUGCAGUGACGGUGGUAUAGUGUGGGGCCCACCGGGCUGCUCUUGUGUCUCUGCCCUUCAUAGCUUCAUGUAGAGAUCAGGCAGGGAAAAUCUGGGGAGAUUAAAUUCAUGGUGACUACUCUUGGACAGUUCUGGUAAAUGACCAAGUUAGGGAGGAAGUGGAAAGUAUUGACGCAAAAGAGUUUCUGGUUUAUCUGUGGCUUUUUCUGCACCACCCCUGUACCCAGCCUCCCCUCACAGCUUUGUCUGUGGGCUGGGUUGCUGAGCUCUAAUCCCAGGCGCAGAAGAGAAAAUGCGUGGCUGUUUAGAUGUCCAUCAGGACCUCACACCUCACAGGACUGGAGUGUAGCCUCUCAGACUGUGGUGCUCUGACAUUCACACACAUCUUACAGAAAAGCCUUCUUGUAGAGUUGGGUGUGGCGUGUGGUUGAUGUUAAAAUGCUCAUUUUUCAUUUGCACAUCUCAUUUGAAGGAGAGUAAAAUGCAUUAACAGUAACCAUCCUGGGAUUUGGUGAAAAGUGUCUAGUAAAGGAAACAAAGGCUUUAAUAUAGUGGCCACUUUCCUUUCCCGCUCGCUGGAUGCAAUGGUUUUACCCUGGCAGUCUUCCUUUUUCCACAAUCACACAUUUUUAGAGGUCGUGUCUAGUGUCACCAGUGUCCACAUUGUUUCAUAUCUGUUUAGAAGUCAGAAUUUUAGUCUAGUUUUAUAAUGUCACAUUUAAACUUGGUAAAUAAGUCAGACGUUACUUGUGUUAACUUUGUAUUUUUAGAUGUUAAAAUGAUCUACAUAAACUGUGUGCCUUAAAAAUUAAACAAAUUAUAAAAAUGUUAAA